AUGUCGGGCUUUCGGUCGGUACCUCCACUAAAUCAAAGAAAACCAAAAAAAACCCCUGAUCCCGAUCACCCCGAUGUCAAGUUUGGUCAGCCGGACGGAGAAUCUCCUCGUGCCUCAAUGGGCCCUUCAGUCGAGGAGAUGGAGAUUGCCAAAGAGGUGAACGAUUUGAUGGCUGCCUAUGACGAUCUCGAAACGCACGUCAACGCUGCUAUCUCGCUUAUGCCCCUUUUCGAAGGGCGAGGCAGAUAUUUUCAUGGGAUCCAAGAUCAAUCUAUGAGGUUCUGGAAACAAUACAAUAAUGUCUUGUUUUCCCAAGCCGAUGGAACCGUACCCGAAACCACAUUGGCUCGUCAUUUUCAAAGGUACAACGGUAGGUAUAAACCUUGGAUGGAGAAUUUGGUCAACGAUGACGAAAAGUAG
This is a messenger RNA of Kwoniella mangroviensis CBS 8507, 420 nucleotides long. RefSeq lists its product as uncharacterized. The record is from RefSeq and is a predicted model, not a curated record. The transcript has 2 exons. Bases 1 to 420 code for a protein of 139 amino acids. NCBI's taxonomy places the organism in Eukaryota, Fungi, Basidiomycota, Tremellomycetes, Tremellales, Cryptococcaceae.